CGCCGAGGCUCAGUGCCCUCCCCGCACCGCGGCGCCGGCUGCGAAGUUGAGCGAAAAGUUUGAGGCCGGAGGGAGCGAGGCCGGGGAGUCCACUCCAGCGGGGCGCUCCAGUCCCUCAGACGUGGGCUGAGCUUGGGACGAGCUGCGUUCCGCCCCAGGCCACUGUAGGGAACGGCGGUGGCGCCUCCCCAGCAAACCGGACCGACUGGGUAGGGCCGCCCACCCUGCCUUCGCGCCGCUCGUGGCUCCUGUGCGGCCCGCCCUCGCGGGGCCCCGGGGAACUGGGCCACUUGUCGCUUGGGCGAGAGCAGGCGGCAGCUGGUGGCCCGGCUCGGGCUCGGCACUCGCGCGACCCGGGAGCGGCUCCCACGAGCGCCGCGCGCGUCGCAACGGAGCGGGGCCCUGGGAGGCGCGCGCCGCGUCUCCCACCGCUCUGGAGCUCCGGGCAGGGGACAUGGCAACCUGGAUGGCUGGGGCAGGGAUCCUCUCCCAGAACUUCGUGCCCGGCAAUGUCCGCUCAAGUUCUGGGAUUUUUACGCAGCUGGACUCCCCUCCCCCUGGCAGCCCCGAGGGAUCCAGCCGCCGCAGGGAAUGACGCCGGUGCUCCUACAGCCAAGGCUCCGGGCGGGGAGGGCGAGCCCCACAGCCGGCCCUGCGACGCCCGCCUGGGCAGCACCGAUAAGGAGCUGAAGGCAGGAGCCGCCGCCACGGGCAGCGCCCCCACAGCGCAGGGGACCCCCUGGCAGCGGGAGCCGCGGGUCGAGGUUAUGGAUCCAGCGGGCGGCCCCCGGGGCGUGCUCCCGCGGCCCUGCCGCGUGCUGGUGCUGCUGAACCCGCGCGGCGGCAAGGGCAAGGCCCUGCAGCUCUUCCGGAGUCACGUGCAGCCCCUUUUGGCUGAGGCUGAAAUCUCCUUCACGCUGAUGCUCACUGAGCGGCGGAACCAUGCGCGGGAGCUGGUGCGAUCGGAGGAGCUGGGCCGCUGGGACGCUCUGGUGGUCAUGUCUGGAGACGGGCUGAUGCACGAGGUGGUGAACGGGCUCAUGGAGCGGCCUGACUGGGAGACCGCCAUCCGGAAGCCCCUGUGUAGCCUACCAGCAGGCUCUGGCAACGCGCUGGCAGCUUCCUUGAACCAUUAUGCUGGCUAUGAGCAGGUCACCAGUGAAGACCUCUUGACCAACUGCACGCUGUUGCUGUGCCGCCGGCUACUGUCGCCCAUGAACCUGCUGUCUCUGCACACGGCUUCGGGGCUGCACCUCUUCUCUGUGCUCAGCCUGGCCUGGGGCUUCAUUGCUGAUGUGGACCUAGAGAGUGAGAAGUAUCGGCGUCUGGGGGAGAUGCGCUUCACUCUGGGCACCUUCCUGCGUCUGGCCGCCCUGCGCACCUACCGCGGCCGACUGGCCUACCUCCCUGUAGGAGGAGUCGGCUCCAAGACACCUGCCUCCCCCGUUGUGGUCGAGCAGGGCCCCGUAGAUGCACACCUUGUGCCACUGGAGGAGCCAGUGCCCUCUCACUGGACAGUGGUGCCCGACCAGGACUUCGUGCUAGUCCUGGCGCUGCUGCACUCGCACCUGGGCAGUGAGAUGUUUGCUGCACCCAUGGGCCGCUGUGCAGCUGGUGUCAUGCAUCUGUUCUACGUGCGGGCGGGAGUGUCUCGGGCCAUGCUGCUGCGCCUCUUCCUGGCCAUGGAGAAGGGCAGGCAUAUGGAGUAUGAAUGCCCCUACUUGGUAUACGUGCCCGUGGUCGCCUUCCGCUUAGAGCCCAAGGAUGGGAGAGGUGUGUUUGCAGUGGAUGGGGAAUUGAUGGUUAGCGAGGCCGUGCAGGGCCAGGUGCACCCAAACUACUUCUGGAUGGUCAGUGGUUGCGUGGAGCCCCCGCCCAGCUGGAAGCCCCAGCAGACGCCACCUCCAGAAGAGCCCUUAUGACCCCUGGGCUGCGCUGUGCCUUAGUGUCUACUUGCAGGACGCUUCCUCCUUCCCCAGGGCUGCAGGGCCUGUCCACAGUUCCUGUGGGGUGGAGGAGACUCCUCUGGAGAAGGGUGAGAAGGUGGAGGCUAUGCUUUGGGGGGACAGGCCAGAACGAGGUCCUGGGUCAGGAGCCCAGCUGGCUGGGCCCAGCUGCCUAUGUAAGGCCUUCUAGUUUGUUCUGAGACCCCCACCCCAUGAACCAAAUCCAAAUAAAGUGACAUUCCCA
Messenger RNA from Pongo pygmaeus (Bornean orangutan), 2190 nucleotides. It is a transcript of the gene SPHK1, whose product is annotated as sphingosine kinase 1. Gene Ontology annotation, cellular component: membrane; cytoplasm; intracellular membrane-bounded organelle. Gene Ontology annotation, biological process: cellular response to growth factor stimulus; negative regulation of apoptotic process; phosphorylation. Bases 510 to 1922 code for a protein of 470 amino acids. NCBI's taxonomy places the organism in Eukaryota, Metazoa, Chordata, Mammalia, Primates, Hominidae. The transcript is spliced from 6 exons. The record is from RefSeq and is a predicted model, not a curated record.